AUGGGGACACGGGUUCGAGAGCUGGCCAAACAUCUCUCCCUGGGAGGCAAAUGGUUCCUCAUGUCACCAAAGGAGUCCCCCACCCCAGGAACCCCUCACAGGAACCUCACACCCUCACAGGAACCUCACCCCAGGAACCUCUCACAGGAACUUCUCAAGUCACCCACAGGGAACCUCUCACAGGAACCCCUCAAGUCUUUCACAGGAAACCCUCCCCCUCACCGGGAACCUCUCACAGGAACCUCUCGUCUCUCACAGGGAACCCCCUCCUCUCACAGGAACCCCACACCUUCACAGGGAACCUCCUCACAGGGAACCUCUCACCUCCUCACAGGAACCCUCUCAGGAAACCCCUGCCCCCAGGGAAUCUCACCUCUCACAGGAAACCUCUCAGGAACCUCCCUGCCUCUCAGGAACCUCUCACCCCACAGGAACCUCUCACCGGGAACCUCACAGGGAACCCUCUCACUGGGAACCUCUCACCUCUCACAGGAACCCUCUCAGGAACCUCCCCAUCGGGAACCUCCAGGAACCUCACCUCUAGGGAACCCCUCACAGGGAAGCUCUCACCCUCACAGGGAAAUCUCAAGCCUCUCACAGGGAACUCCUCAAGUCUCUCACAGGAACCUCUCACUGGGAACCUCCUCACCUCACAGGUCCUCACCUCUCAGGAACCUCUCACCUCCUCACAGGAACCUCUCACAGGGAAGCUCACCUCUCACAGGAACCCCCUCAAGCCUCACACAGGGAACCUCCUGCUCUCACAGGAACCUCUCACCGGGAACCUCUCACCUCUCACCGGAACCUCUCACCUCUCUCAGGAACCUCACCUCUCUCAGGGAACCUCUCACCUCUCACAGGAACCUCUCAAGUCUCAUCACGGACUAUAAUGUCCUAACCAACAUCCCCACUUCACCUUAA
Messenger RNA from Homarus americanus (American lobster), 921 nucleotides. RefSeq lists its product as uncharacterized. The transcript is spliced from 2 exons. Lineage: Eukaryota; Metazoa; Arthropoda; Malacostraca; Decapoda; Nephropidae. The record is from RefSeq and is a predicted model, not a curated record. Bases 1 to 921 code for a protein of 306 amino acids.